CACUGCCCAACCUCGGAAUGCGAUCAAUGCCGUGCUGUGCUCCAUUUAGAAAUGAGGCGGUGAGGCCCUCACCUUCCCAGCAGGGCCCAGAAACCCCACUCCCGUCCCAUGAGUCCGCGGAGCUGAGUCAAGGCUGCUCUGGGAGAGGGCCUCUCCUGCCCAGCUGUCCCCUCUGCGUCAUGUGCAGGAGGCCAGGCAGCUCGUCUUACAGGGCCAGGCCCACCUCUAUAUAUAGCCCACCGAGACAGCUGUAGACGGAGCACAACCCAGCAGGAAAGCAGGGAACAGAGAGAGGAGGCCCCUGGCACCCCUGGUCGCUGCACCCUAGGCCGCUCACCAUGGCGCUGGGCUUGGAGCAGGCGGAGGAGCAGCGGCUAUACCAGCAGACGCUCCUGCAGGACGGGCUCAAGGACAUGCUGGACCACGGCAAGUUCCUGGACUGCGUGGUGCGGGUGGGCGAGCGCGAGUUCCCGUGCCACCGCCUGGUGCUGGCCGCCUGCAGCCCCUACUUAAUAUUACUCAGCCUCAAGAACCAGCCCGAGCUGCUGCGGAAGGUGCAGAUGGUGAAGGACGCGCACGAGGGCCGCCUCACCGUGCUGCGCAAGAAGAAGAAGGAGAAGGGGAAGGAGGCGGCCGGGCCCCAGGCGGCCAGCAAGGGCACCGGGGACGCCAAGGCCGAGGGGGAGGAGGAGGAGGACGAGCGCGUCCUCCCUGGCAUCCUCAACGACACUCUGCGCUUCGGCAUGUUCCUGCAGGACCUCAUCUUUAUGAUCAGCGAGGAGGGCGCCGUGGCCUACGAUCCGGCGGCCAAUGAGUGUUACUGCGCCUCCCUCUCCACCCAGAUCCCCAAGAACCACGCCAGCCUGGUGACGAAGGAGAACCAGGUCUUCGUGGCCGGGGGCCUCUUCAUCAACGAGGACAACAAGGAAGACCCCAUGAGCUCUUACUUUUUGCAGUUUGACCACCUGGACUCAGAGUGGCUGGGGAUGCCGCCGCUGCCCUCGCCGCGCUGCCUNNGGGGUGGGGGGGUGGGGGGGUGCAGAGACAGGGACCCAGUGUGUUUACCCUCUCCCCUCCCCUCCAGGUCGUUCAAAUGGGGGGAGUCGGACCCGCUGCCAUAUGCGGUGUACGGCCACGCGGUGCUCUCCCAUAUGGACCUUGUCUACGUCAUUGGCGGCAAAGGCAGCAACCGGAAGUGCCUGAACAAGAUGUGCGUCUAUGACCCCAAGAAGUUCGAGUGGAAGGAGCUGGCUCCCAUGCAGACGGCCCGGUCCCUCUUUGGGGCCACCGUGCAUGAUGGCCGCAUUUUUGUGGCCGCCGGGGUCACGGACACGGGGCUGACUAGUUCCGUGGAGGUGUACAGCAUCACAGAAAACAAGUGGGCACCCUUUGAGGCCUUCCCGCAGGAGCGCAGCUCGCUCAGCCUGGUCAGCCUGGCGGGCACCCUCUAUGCCAUCGGUGGCUUUGCCACUCUGGAGACUGAGUCCGGGGAGCUGGUCCCCACAGAGCUCAACGACAUCUGGAGAUAUAACGAGGAUGAGAAGAAGUGGGAAGGUGUCCUGCGGGAGAUUGCCUAUGCCACCGGCGCCACCUUCCUGCCCGUGCGGCUCAACGUGCUGCGCCUGACCAAGAUGUGAGCAACCUGGAGGGCCUGAACUCAGCACCGUCCCACCCCAUGGCCCACACAGGCCGGGCCUCCUGGGGGCUCCAGGGAGGAGGCUGGGAGAGGCCAGAGCCCACCUGGACCUGUUGUAAUGGCCGAGUGGCUGCUUCAAUGGGAAGGUGAUAGCUGCCCAGUCCUAGCCUUGGGGCAGGGACGAGGAACUUAAGGCCUCUCUGGGGUCUCCGGUCUCCACCAUGUCCCCCUGUUCUUGAGCCAGAACCACAGGGAUAUCAUCCCCGGCUGCAUCCCGGCCCUGUCCCAGCCCGGCUGUGUGCCAGAAAAUUCCCCACAAGCCCCAGUCCUGGCUGUCAGAGGGGGACGGUCCCCACGGAGUGCUCCCGGCAGCACAGAUAGGGCUCCUUCUGUGAGAAGAAUAAAGUGCCUUCUGAGCGGGCAGCUCCGGGUCCGGAAGCCGGGGCUCCAAGA
Myotis davidii is the source of this 2089-nucleotide messenger RNA. It is a transcript of the gene KLHL40, whose product is annotated as kelch like family member 40. The record is from RefSeq and is a predicted model, not a curated record. Gene Ontology annotation, molecular function: protein binding. Lineage: Eukaryota; Metazoa; Chordata; Mammalia; Chiroptera; Vespertilionidae. Gene Ontology annotation, biological process: negative regulation of protein ubiquitination; skeletal muscle fiber development; negative regulation of proteasomal ubiquitin-dependent protein catabolic process. Gene Ontology annotation, cellular component: A band; I band.